Messenger RNA from Aspergillus eucalypticola CBS 122712, 2066 nucleotides. RefSeq lists its product as uncharacterized. The record is from RefSeq and is a predicted model, not a curated record. Bases 187 to 1905 code for a protein of 572 amino acids. The transcript is spliced from 2 exons. NCBI's taxonomy places the organism in Eukaryota, Fungi, Ascomycota, Eurotiomycetes, Eurotiales, Aspergillaceae.
GACUGCUACGCUGAGUAUGUCUUUUACCAAGGAUGUUUGUUCCUCCGGGGAAGUAGCGUCUGGCCUUGUUGGUGCGUACAAUUGACGGGUUGUCCCCCGAUGAUGGAUCCGCGAAUUCCUGGGCGGAUCUCGAAAUCAGGGUUCUGCUGGCUGCUCAGUUGCUGAUACUGCUCACCUGCAGAUGGGAUGUUUAAUUCGGCCCCAGAUACACCGUCCCCUGUCUACCCGGAUAGGCUCAUCCGCCCUCUGCCCAAGCGUACCCUCCGCUCUCGCCUGUCCUCUGAAGCGGCCGACUCGAUCCUCUUCCCACCGGCCCCUCCUGCCACCCAGCUGUUCUACGGAACCUCUGUGGACAGCGCAGACAUAGUAAAUGACACCAAAGUGUAUGUGCAGCAGAGCGACGGUCGCGACCAAAGCCCUGAGCGUGACCAUUUGCCGUAUGAGAAUGGGGUGGAGUUGGAGAGCGGUGAUGAGGAUGGGCCCGUAGUUGUGCGUCGAAGUGCUGGUUUCCGCGGGUCGUCAUUGUCUCCCUCUGCCGCCUCCGGUGCCCCUCAGACGCUGCCCAGCAACAGUGAAGGGCCUCUAGUGAAGUCCUCCUCGGCGGGUCCCGAUGGGUACGAUGCGUUUGAGAACACCAACAACAAGAAGAAGCGCAAAAUUCCUACACCAGGCAAUCUCAGCAGUCACCACUCCACCCUCUCUCCAGAGUUCUCCAGCAUGGGCCUCGCGACGUCUUUUCAGUCCCCUUCCACUGCUGGCGAAGGCAGCCAUGUGAGUACCUUCUAUGGCACGGGCAGCCCCGCGUCUCCGAUCUCCAGCGGCAUGUCCGGUGCGGGACGAGGUCGCCUUGGCCGCCAGCCGCAGCGUGGUAGCACAGGGAGGAACUCCUUAUCGCUUCAUUCUCCAAUCAGUUGGCCUCGGACACCUACACGGCGCGAUGGCCUGUUGUCGUCCCCGGGACCAGCAGGUGACUCCGCCCCGAAGCCAGACCAGGGCAUAAUCUCCGCCGCUAUCGCCAAUGCCGCCGCUUCAGCAUUCUCCUCACCUCCUCCUGGACCCGGUCAUGUCAGCAUGCUCGAACGACAAACGCCUACGCCGACCAAGACUCAGUUCACCUUCACAUGUGAGUCGGACUCGUCGAAGGGAAUGGCUCUGCAGGCACAGAACCCGUACCCUGCACAGCAUCGUUCACCCAGUGCUCUCACUGCAGCUGUCCAGAGCCAGCGGGGAUAUUCACAAGGCACCCAGACGAUCCCAAAUGCCGCUUCGCAAGCCAACUCUUCAGGGACGUCUCAACAGUCACAGCACUCGCAACCGCCGCAACUACAGAAUGCGGGGACUGAGCCUGCAACCACAGGGAGGAAGAAGAAGCGGUCUCCGGGUAGCCUCUACGCUCUGGCCGCGCGUCAACGCAAGAUCCAGCAGCAGUAUGCCAACCUUCACCAUCCGCCCAGCAUCGAGGACAUCUGGAUCUGCGAGUUCUGCGAGUACGAGAGCAUCUUUGGGCACCCGCCUGAGGCUCUCAUUCGCCAGUACGAGAUCAAGGAUCGCAAGGAACGGAAACGAUUGGCGGAGAAGAAGCGGUUGCUCGAAAAGGCCAAGAUGAAGGGCCGUAAGGGCAAGAAAGCGACUAAGAACGCCAGCAAGCACGCAGCGGCUCAGCACGCAGCCUAUGACCAAGGUUACGACCGAGCGUCCGUGGAUCAUUCUUCAACCGGAGGACCAGGGGUGCAUGAUGACGAGUAUUUAGGCAACGAGUACGAGGACGAGGGGAUCCCAACCCCACCUCCAGCGCCUCCAGGUACCGUCAAAAAUGCACUACCACCAGGACAUCCGCCCAAGCCAGCCGCAGCAGCAGGGUCGGGCGCUAAGAGUGCAGCGGACGGCGGGACAAGGCCGCCCUGACAAUGGAGCAACGGCUAUCGAGCUAGCGAGCGGUGAUAGGCCGUUGCACACUCUUCCUUUCGGUUUUCUCUUUGACUGUUUUCGAUUCAAUGCAUGCCUACUUUCUUCCACAACUAUUAAUUGUUUCUUUUAUUUCUUUUCCAUUGCAUGAUUGUGUUAGC